Molecule: messenger RNA, 3911 nt
Organism: Ficedula albicollis (Collared flycatcher)
Lineage: Eukaryota; Metazoa; Chordata; Aves; Passeriformes; Muscicapidae
Gene: SLC43A2
Product: solute carrier family 43 member 2
Exons: 13
Coding region: 901-2589 (562 amino acids)
Biological process (GO): neutral amino acid transport; transmembrane transport
Molecular function (GO): neutral L-amino acid transmembrane transporter activity; L-amino acid transmembrane transporter activity
Source: RefSeq, a predicted model, not a curated record
GACCUCCAGGUAUCACUGCGGGGAGCUGGGUGAGACCCCCAUCCUGCCAAAGCACCCCGUGCUGGGGUCCCUCCGAGAAGGGCAGCUGUCCUGGCUGGCUGUGUGGCCAGCACAGCCUGAGGGGUGCAGGGCUGGGAAAAGCCUUAGCUUGGCUCCAAGGGCCACCUGCCUUGUGACACCCUAGGGGUGCCUCUUGGACAGGUGUGUUCCCAAAUUUGCUCGCUCCCGUGGGCCCCAGGGAACGGGAUAAGUGGAGCUGGACACGGUUAAUGCAGCUGCAGCAUCUGGGGCAGCCUGGAGAUGCCACUGAGCUGCGGUGUCUCCUAGCUGGUUGGUCUCUCAGGCAGCAAAAAGUGCAUUUUUAGAACCCUCAUGCAUCUUCCAGAGCAGGUCUGUGCUUUUGCGUGGGGCAGAGCAGACCUGGUGGGUCACUGAAGCCUCCUCUGGGUGUGUGGGGCUGUGUCCCCCAUCCCAGCCCCUGCCUGAUGGCACUGGGGACACCAGAGUGCUGGCUGCAGCCCCUCUGCCCUGCCAUUUACACCCCAGUUUAUCACCAGCGAGCUGCCUGCCUGGGGCAAGGGCAGUGGGCUCCAGGCUGUUUGCUGCAUUUUAAUACCUGUUGCUCGGAGAAGUGGAACAGAGUCCUUGAGCAGAGCCCUGUGUGUCACUCAGAGUACCCGAGGGGCUCUUCCAAGGGCACCUGUGCCUCCCCCAGUCCCUCCAGCUCACCUGGCAAGCCGGCACCUGCAAAAACCAGUUCUGUGCCUGAGCGCCUGGGAGAUCCCAAACACGGGGUGUUUUUUUCAUGCGUUUUAAACAGCAUGUGCUGUCUGUGUGGACUGACUGGGUGUUUGCUCCUGCAGGUUGAGGCUCUGAAGGAGGCCACCCCCCCAGGCAGCCAUGGCCCCCACGCUGGCCACGGCGCACCGGCGGCGCUGGUGGAUGGCGUUCACGGCCAUCAUCGAGAACCUGCUCUUCUCCGCCGUGCUGCUGGGCUGGGGCUCCCUGCUCAUCAUGCUCAAGGCAGAAGGGUUCUAUUCCUACCUGUGCUACGGCUUAGAGACCACCACCAACAGCUCUGAGCCGGACAACAGCACAGCUUCAGAGCACAAAUGGCCAUCCUGCAACGCCCAGGACGAAAUGCUGAACUUGGCCUUCACCAUCGGCUCCUUCCUGCUCAGUGCCAUCACGCUGCCCUUGGGAAUUGUCAUGGACAAGUACGGCCCGCGCAAGCUGCGGCUGCUGGGCAGUGCCUGCUUUGCCGUGUCCUGCGUGCUGAUCGCGUACGGUGCCAGUAACCCAGACUCUCUGUCUGUGCUGAUAUUCAUUGCCCUGGCUCUGAAUGGCUUUGGUGGGAUGUGCAUGACCUUCACAUCGCUCACGCUGCCCAACAUGUUUGGUGACCUUCGUUCCACGUUCAUUGCUCUGAUGAUUGGCUCCUAUGCUUCCUCUGCUGUGACUUUUCCAGGAAUCAAGGUUAUAUAUGACUUUGGGGUCUCCUUCAUCCUUAUUCUGCUUGUCUGGGCAAGCUGUGCAGGGCUUGUUUUCCUCAACUGCUUCUUCAACUGGCCCCUGGAGCCUUUCCCAGGACCAGAAGACAUGGACUACUCGGUGAAGAUAAAGUUCAGCUGGCUGGGAUUUGACCACAAAAUCACUGGGAAGCAGUUCUACAAGCAAGUGACGACCGUGGGGCGCCGCCUCAGUGUGGGGAGCUCCAUGAAGGGCCCCAAGGAGCCUGCAGCUUUGCAGGAGAACAACAAGCUCUGUCUGUCUACAGUGGACCUGGAAGUGAAGUGCCAGCCUGACAGUGCAGCUACUCCCUCCUUCAUGAAGAGUGUCUUCAGUCCCAUCCUGUUGCUCAGCCUUAUCACCAUGUGUGUCACUCAGCUGAGGCUCAUCUUCUACAUGGGAGCCAUGAACACCAUCCUUGAGUUUCUGUCUGGAGAUGAAAGUCAAGUUGCUCUCUACACUUCCAUUUUUGGGGUCCUGCAGCUGCUGUGCCUGCUGACAGCGCCUGUGAUCGGGUGCAUCAUGGACUGGAGAAUGAAAGAGUGUGAUGAUGGCUCAGAAGAGAAUGAGGAGAGCAACGCUGAGCAAGGUGACAAGAAAAAGAAAAAGCGUGACCGUCAGAUCCAGAAAAUCACUAAUGCCACCAAUGCCUUUGUAUUCACCAACUUCCUGCUGGUUGGAUUUGGAAUCACCUGUCUUAUUCCUAACCUACCCCUGCAGAUUCUGUCCUUCAUUUUGCACACAAUUGUGAGAGGAUUCAUCCACUCAGCUGUGGGAGGCCUCUAUGCAGCUGUAUACCCCUCCACUCAGUUUGGCAGCUUGACAGGGCUGCAGUCGUUGAUCAGCGCCCUCUUUGCCCUUCUGCAGCAGCCUCUCUUCAUGGCACUGACGGGACCUUUGGAAGGAGACCCCCUCUGGGUGAAUGUUGGCUUGCUUGGCAUGAGCCUCCUGGGUUUCUGCCUCCCAAUCUACCUGGUCUGCUACAGGCGCAGGCUAGAGAGAGAAAAGAAGCAGAAGCUGGAAGAUGCCAAACUUUUCUUCAAAAUCAAUGGCACUCCCACUGAGGAAGCCUUUGUUUAAACUGGUGCUUCAUGUACAACCUCCCCUGUACAAGUUCCUACCACAGCUGUGGUUUCUACCUGUGGUGUAAGCCAGGACUUUUCUCCCCUGGCUCUGCCAGUCUUUGCUCCUCACUGGAGUGAGGGCUGGACAUCAUGACUGAGAUUUCCUCAGAUAUAUGGCAGGAGGAGACUUCCCACUCCUUACUCCAAAACACGGGACACUUUUCCUUUUUAUAAAGGCCACACAGAUAUUGUGUCUUAAAUUAUCCCCUGAUCAUACUCUCCAGCAGCAGAGAGUUUGCAUAGGAAUCUGGGGAGAGAAGGAAUAGAGGGAUGGGGGAAGAGGGAAGACAGACUAUAAUUUGAGUUUGUGAAUGUCACACACUGCAGUCUGUUUUCUUCCCCUCUUCCCCCAAACUUGGCUGACACAGUCUCGGAUGCAAGCUGCACUCUCCUCCCUCCCCAAGGCUUCAUAAUGGUCUCUCUGCUUGAUGUGUAGCUGGACCCAGUGGUUUUACUGUUUCUCCAGAUAUACCCCUGUUUCUGAGGCAGGGAAGGGGUUUUUGUUCCUAUGUGUAUGAGCACAGCUUCAGUGUAUUGCUAAAUGUUGGCUGCUAGCACUGACAGCUCCCAAACCUUUUAUUACCGCAAACGACACAGACUGUGAGCAAUGGAUCUGCCUUCCACGCUGAAAUGAAGAGCCUAUGGUGGACUGCUGGUCCUAGACCAAGCCUUGUCGGGCCUGGAAUUCCUCUUCUUCCUGGUUCACAAACUCACCUGUACGUGUUUUAAACUGUCUGCAGUCCUGGAGCCUCUGAGAUAAGAACUGGAUCUUCUUUACCGAUGAAGUGCUUUGAGACUUGUUGCCUUUUGCCUCUUCCCCCUUGACAUGACCCUGGGAGGGGAACACCAAUGUGUGUUCAGUAAAGUGGAGAAGCUUCUUGAAGCUGAGCUCUGAGGCUUCAGCUACCUUGGUGUUCACAUGCUGUGAGCUGACCUGCUGGUGAAAAGAACCAAGAGUGCAGAACACUCCUUUGAGUCCAGUAACUGGAUCCUGUGGACAUAUGGCAGGGUGCUGUGGUGAUGUCAUUUUUCCUUUAGCUUAUUUACCUUGCUAUGAUAAUGGUCACCAAGCUGCUGAACACCAGGUUACUGUGACUGACCAAAAUGCUGCCAGCUUGGCUGUUCUAGGAGCCUUCUACAAUGUUGAUGCUCUGUCUGGACAGAGCACCUGGUGAUUGAUUGUAUGGUGAAGCUGGCUGUCAGAGCAAUAUGUGUGCAAAGAGGUGUCCCAGGCCUGUUCACGCCAGGGAGGGAAUACAAAGGGAAUUUUUAACCUGC